Molecule: messenger RNA, 444 nt
Organism: Staurois parvus
Lineage: Eukaryota; Metazoa; Chordata; Amphibia; Anura; Ranidae
Source: the annotation of a GenBank genome assembly
ACAGUACAGGUUACAGGCAAUGUAUUAUUAUACAGUAACAGGCAUGUACAUUCAGUUACACGCCACCAACGAGACACCUGUACACACACACACACACACACACACACACAUGUACAGAUACACACAUGUACAUGCACAUGCAUAAACAGACACACACAAACACACAUGUACACCCACCCCCCUAAAAAGUUGCAGUCCUUCAUUGUUCACUCAGAGAGCCGGGUACUGCACUCUAGUGGGAGGCAGAGAGCACAGCACACACUCCUUGCUUUGCUUUCACUGCACUCAGCUAUGGAGCAGUCUGACGCUCCUAGUGCCAAUAACAAAUCCGGCCUAAGCUCCGAGCCUGCUCAGCAAGAUGGCCCUGGGGGACACACUCACCCCCACCAUAAUUUCCACUCGCCAUUGGUGAGCAGGUGAGUGGACAUUUCAAGGCCUGCUGUA